AUGCAUUCAAAGACAGAAAGAUUAUUUUUGGUAUUAUGUGUAUUCUUCAUCAAUUGUAGUUCAUUGGCUCAAGGUAUUCGUUGCUGGACAUGCGAAAACGCCAUUUCUAACGAUGAUUGUAUCCUACGAGGACGAUCAGUGAACUGCUAUUCAGAUGGGAUGGGCUGCAGUAGUGAAGUUCGAUACCACGCAGGAUUUGUUUUCAAGAUUCAGAUAAAGAAAGGAUGCAAACAAAUUCUUGCAUGUGGUAGCGACAAAUCUCAGAAUGGCCAUGGAUGGUACCCGGUUCAAUGUAACCCAAAAUAUCCUGAUUCUAUUUGCCGAUGCUGUUGUCAAACAAGGGAUUGCAAUAAGAAUUUAGUCGGAUGUGAACCUCCUCAGCCAGACUGUCGAGAAUUAGUUUCACCCGAAAAUGGCUACAUGAUAUGUAAUAAUGAAGAUUAUCCGACAGCUUUACGAUCGACCUGUACGUUUUUCUGCAACAGAGGUUACGAAAUGAAAGGAGAUCGCAGGACUCAAUGUGUGCUACAUAAACCGGGGAAGGCAAUAUGGACUGCCAGUGAGCCUCGUUGUUACAAUAAACGAUGCAAGCCAAUCUACAAGAACACAGUUAGUAGAAGAGUUGAAUGCACCGACAAAAAUAUCGCCGGUAGUGAAUGCACUUUCACCUGUGCGAAAGGACAUACAAUGAACGGCGAGCCAAAGUCUACAUGUCUUUAUUCAAAAAAUUGGGACUACCCGCCACCAGACUGCGUUAAAAUUAGAUGCCCUCCAGCUAUCAUACCUCCGCAACAUGGCAGUAUCGCUUGUACAGAGGGUCAUGAAUAUGGAAGUAUUUGCAGAUAUAUAUGUGAUACUAAUUACAAGCUUAUUGGAAAUGGGACAAGAGAAUGCGUACUCAGCAACACGCCUUACUCGGCGUUUGGAGAGUGGUCGGGAUCCCUUCCACAGUGCGCUGCAAUUAAAUGUGAACCAAAGCAACUUAAUCCAACUUCGGGAACAGUUGAGUGCACCGAUAUGAACUACAUUGGCAGCAAUUGUAAAUAUGAAUGCAAGAAUGACUAUGUCUUGGAAGGAAUCAAUUCCAAUACCUGCGUUUUAAAUCGAACAAGUGGGGAAGGCAGGUGGACUUCUGAACCACCGUUGUGCACGGCUACACGUUGUCCUACACUCGAUUACAACACAACACGAGGGAAGAUCAUUUGCUCCAACAAAAAUAAUGUGGGAAGCAUGUGCGCACUCUCAUGUAGCGCAGGAUCUUUUAUCCGAGCACCAUCCAGUCCCGAUACAAUGCUAUUCAAUUGGAUCGUCAGUUGUCUUCAUGGUGGAGUUUGGUCUCAGGAACCUGCAGAAUGUGCUCCUAUCACCUGCUCCCCAGACGUGACUGCAAACAAAAUCCCGAACGGCAUUGUGUUAUGUAGCGACAAAAACAAUUAUCAAUCAGAAUGUCUAUUCUCGUGCAAUGAAGGCUUUGAACUGGUAGGACAAAAACGAAUCACUUGCAGAGCUGCAUCGGGGAUAGGGACUUCCGGAGAAUGGGAUAACAAACCUCCAACUUGUAAAAUUAUUGGAUGCCCAGCAAUUCCAAAAUCAAGAAAUGGUAUCAGGGUAAGCUGCACCGAAAGAUAUGAAGAAGGAAGCACAUGCUCUUUCUCCUGUAGAGGAGGAUACUUCUUGUCCUUGGAAGGUUCUACCCCACAUACGAACGGGAAACAUUCUAUUGAAUGCUUAGAAGGGAACGUUUGGUCGGGACCAAUUGCAGAAUGUCUUCAAUUACGUUGUUUGCCAACAUUAGGUGCUGUACCGAAUGUAAUAGCAAAAUGCUCAAACGGAAACAAAUUCAAAUCAAGGUGCACUUUCUCUUGUAAUGUUGCCUACGGAUUGGAAGGAAGACCAGUUAGCGUUUGUGGAGAAAAUUCUCUUCUUUACGGCGAAGGAAAAUGGUCAGCAACAAAACCUUCUUGUAUACGUAAUGGUUGCGCACCAAGAUUUGCAUCUCCUAAAAAUGGUAAAAUGUCCUGCACAAAUAAAAACCUUUUCAACAGUGCAUGUACCUUUUCGUGUAGACCCGGUAGCUAUAUGAAAUCACACGACAACUAUUUGAUUGAGUCAAAUAGCCUUACAAUACGUUGCUCCACAGAAGGGGAUUGGUCACAAAUUCCACCAACAUGUCAUCAAAUAAUCUGUAAACCAAGAAACAAUGAAGUAGUCUCGAAGGGAAAUGUGACUUGCUCUAAUGGAAAUAAUUACAAAUCUAAAUGCACAUACACAUGCAACGAAGGAUAUGAAGUAAACGGAGAAACCGAUACAGCGGUGUGUACCGAUAAACUAACAUCAAGUGCUUUCGGAUUGUGGUCAAAUGAAAACAUCAAAUGUCGACGUGCUUCAUGUAUCGUACGACUGAAACCUCCUAAUGGCGGAAAAGUUGGCUGUUCCGCAGGGGAUGGAGUUGGAAGUGAAUGUUUAUAUUUUUGCUAUAAGGAUUUUAUAUGAAUGCAACCGGGAAAAUUAUACGUGACAACAAAUUCGAAGUGAAGUGCUUGAAAAAUAAACAAUGGACCGCUCCGGCGCCACAAUGCAUACCCAUCACGUGUCCUAUAAGAAACAUUCCCAACGGGGAUACAUCUUGCACAAACGAGAAUUUACAUAUGUCGACGUGCAGACAUUACUGCUGCCAGGAUACCAAUUA
Messenger RNA from Styela clava, 2689 nucleotides. RefSeq names its product P-selectin-like. The record is from RefSeq and is a predicted model, not a curated record. NCBI's taxonomy places the organism in Eukaryota, Metazoa, Chordata, Ascidiacea, Stolidobranchia, Styelidae.